UUUGCAGGAUGGACGCAUCCGAUGCAGCAGCUGGAAUUUUCCUGUUACUUUUUGGAAUUGUUGGAUGUGCGCUUUACGGAUUAAUCGUUUGCUCAAUGUGGAGAAUGGUCAAUGAAAUUGUUGGAUUUCGAUUUCUCAUUUCGCAAGCUCUUACUGACAUUCUCUUAAUGAUCCAAUUUGGCAUUUGGCCAGGAAUUGUGAUUUUAACUCAAAAUGAGAUAAUCAAUGAAUCGUGGCGGUGGAAUAUUCAUAUUUAUCUUGAUUUCACUUGGUGGGCAAUGGUAUAUCAUUACACAGUCAUUGCAUGGUCACGUCUUGCCGCAGUUCAAUGGCCGAAUUGGUUUCGUACACUUCCACAUGGCACGAGUAUUAUGAUCUGUGCAAUUCCAUGGUUCACUGGAUUAUUGCAGAGUCUAGUUGAGCAUCAGUUCGACUGGUUCACACCAUUAUUCUACUCACCAACUCGUUAUGGAAUGCAUUCUGAUUGGGAAAAAUAUGAACUUUCUGGAACUAAUACAUAUUACAUGGUGUGUAAUGUAAUUCUGAUGGUGGUGCCUUUUCCGUUGUACGUUCUGGCUCUCGCAGUUUUAUUUCAAAGACAAACUUCGAGGAAUAUGCAACUUCGUUCAAAAUACUCGCACGCACCAAUAUCUACAUCAUCAUAUGCGGCACAACAACGCCAAUUGAGUAUAGAAACUCGUCUUCUGGUUCCUUGUAUAAUCAAUACAAUUUUGUUUGUGGUGGGACAAGUGUUUAUUUCACAGUGUUCAAAACAUGGAAAAUGGAUGAAUUGGGCAGUUAUGGUUGUAUUUGCAACUAAUUCAUUCGUGAAUCCUCUUCUUUAUUUGUUCUUCAGCAGCGUAAUCCGAAAAGGAGUAUUGAGCAAUUGUCGGAAGAACUUCUCAUUAUCAGCAAUCUAUAAUGACUAUGAAAUGAGAUCAUCUCCAAGAACUUCAAGUAUUGUGAUGAGACUGAAUCAUCGAGAUUCAACGAUUACUUCAAAUCUAAACUGCCGUGUAAAUUCAACAUCUUAAUGAUUUCAAUUCAAUCGAAUAUUUCAGCUUUCUAUCUCUUCUAAACGUUGUAUUCGGUUAUAAUUUUAUAUUUCCGAUGUUGGUGAUACUUAUGAUCAACAUACUUUAUAUUCUAAUUUUCAAUUUAUCAUUUUUCCAUUUCGGUUGUAUACGGGUUACUCUUUUCUACGAUCUUUAUAUUAUUUUGAUUUAAAACAUGUAUUUAUUUGUUUGUAAAUAAAGUAUUAUGGCCUU
Messenger RNA from Caenorhabditis elegans, 1268 nucleotides. RefSeq names its product G_PROTEIN_RECEP_F1_2 domain-containing protein (gene R13H4.7). Gene Ontology annotation, cellular component: membrane. Lineage: Eukaryota; Metazoa; Nematoda; Chromadorea; Rhabditida; Rhabditidae. The transcript is spliced from 4 exons. Bases 9 to 1034 code for a protein of 341 amino acids. The record is from RefSeq and is marked reviewed.